Colletotrichum godetiae is the source of this 474-nucleotide messenger RNA. RefSeq lists its product as uncharacterized. The transcript has a single exon. The coding region runs from base 1 to 474 and encodes 157 amino acids. NCBI's taxonomy places the organism in Eukaryota, Fungi, Ascomycota, Sordariomycetes, Glomerellales, Glomerellaceae. The record is from RefSeq and is a predicted model, not a curated record.
AUGACAAACCUUGCUCCGCGGACGUUCUCAGACAGAUCGUCAAGACGAUGGGCGACCUGUCUGAGAAGUGGAAAGAGACACGUUUCGACGAGGAUGGUAUAUCAACUGAAGAUAGCGAGAUCGGUGACCGGUUUUCGGACCUCAGAGGAGACCCGGCCUCUGAAAGAGAGGGUCCACGGGAUCCUGGACGAGCCCCCGAGCUUGUUCGUAGAUCCGAACGGAGCUCCACAGGACCCUGCCAAGGUUGACACCAUCUCGCUGCGAUUUGAUAAUGAUAUGCCCCCAAGAGCACCUUAUCCAGUGGCGUACUCGGUAAUGCUUUGGAAACCCACAGCCGUUUGUGUGAAAGGGGGCUAUGUUGUUGCUUACUUGGACGAAAGUGAUGAGAUGCUGCAGACGUUUCCGCACAUCUCGCACAUCAAACCUUCACAAUUGGUUGAAAUGUUGUCGAAGAUCUUCUCGUACGAUCCGUAG